UUCCGACCAAAAAUGUUCAAAACAUCUACGACCCGUCUAUGUUUCGUUCUCGCAGCCGUCAUCCUUACGGUCCCAACUUCCUCAACCGCCACAUACAACCCAACUUACACCGCCUCCACAGACACGGUCAUAUACACAAACUGCUCGCAAGCCAGAUUCUCUCCUGGCUCCGCCUACGAGACCAACCUCAAGUCCCUUCUAUCUUCCCUCGUCACCUCCACCCUCCUCAACCGCUACAACAACCUCACCAUUCCCUUCGGCAGCGGAGUAAACCCUGAACCAAACGUUACCGUAUAUGGUCUCUUCCAAUGCAGCGUUGACCUAGACCCGACUUCUUGCUCAUCAUGCGUAACACGCGCCUUUGCACUGGUCGGAAACACGUGUCCCAACUCCUACUCCGUGAUCUGGCAGAUGCAAAGUUGUCUGAUACGGUACGACAAGAGCUCCUUCUUUGGCGUUCAGGACAAGACGGUGGUGCGCAAGACAUGUGGACAGCCGAUGGGAUUUGUAGACCAGGACGCGUUGACACGUGUCAGUGACGUCAUCGGUUAUUUAGGUUCGGGAGAUAAGCCCGACAGGACUGGAGCGAAUGGGGAGGUUCGGGGUGCGGCUCAGUGCACAGGGGAUCUAAGUCAAGCACAGUGUCAGGAUUGCUUGACCGAUGCAAUUGGACGGCUCAGAUCUGAUUGCUUAAUGGCCCAAGGAGGAUACGUUUACUUGUCCAAGUGUUACGCUCGCUUCGGCUUCGUUGGUAGUCAUGGAAGUCAGACUCCAAACUCAAUCUUUGGAGGUGAGAAAUAUGAUACGGAUAAUGACGAUAAUAAUGUAGGGAGAACAUUGGUGAUAAUAAUAGGAAUCAUCACGUUAGUCAUCUUACUCAUUGUGUUUCUCGCUUUUCUUGGGAAGAAACUGAGAAAUUUACGAGAAGAUAAAUGUUGAAGAUGAAAGGAAAAGUGAGAAACAGAUCAAUCAACAACUCGACAGCUAGUUGUAUUUUUACAAUUUUGUGACCAUUCCUCGUAAGAUAUUCAGUAAUUAUAUAUCAACUGUAUUGUUAUUUCGACUCGAUUUUGUGUUAUCGUCGGACUUAAAUUAAGAAUAAUUG
Molecule: messenger RNA, 1105 nt
Organism: Eruca vesicaria subsp. sativa (arugula)
Lineage: Eukaryota; Viridiplantae; Streptophyta; Magnoliopsida; Brassicales; Brassicaceae
Source: the annotation of a GenBank genome assembly